AGGCCGAGCGAGAACAGCACGUCAGAGGCGUGCUCGGAGAGGAGCCUGGGGGGAUUCUGAGAGGGACGGACUUUGACGGAACACAGGGCGUCAAUCUGUCGGUCCACCGCUAGCAGCCAGCAGGGUCCGGGGUUUGCACCGUCCUGAUUCCUUGUGUGGUGUGUGUCGGGAGUUCGGUCGGCUCUCCGCGGUGUGAUGGAACUGGACAGAGUGGAUGAAAAUGACUGGAAAUACCACGGAGAAGGAAACAAGAGCCUGGUGGUCUCCCAUGUUCAGCACUGUAGAGUUUUACGUCUCCUCAAGUAUCCAGCAGAAGACUCUGAGAACCCUCCUCAGACGGCGGAGCAGGCCUUCAGGCAGAUCCAGAACAUCGUGGACUUCACCUCCAAUGUCAUGAGCUGCCUGUUGGGGGAAAAGUUUGUCCACAGUGGGGAAGUGGUCAGACUGCCGCUGGAGUUUGUUCGACAGUUAUCCAUCAAGAUUCAGCAUCAGAGACCAGCCUGGCGCUGUGAUAAAGUCAUGGACAUCUACAGCGGCUGCGCUCUGUGUCUGCCCAACCUGACGUCUCCGACCCUUCACCAGCCCACGCUGACCCCGCCCCUCUGCAUCGAGAUCAAGCCUAAAUGCGGCUUCCUGCCGUCCCCAAAACACGUCAGCAAGGACAUCAAGACCAGAGUGUGUCGUUACUGCAUGCACCAGCACUACAAGGUGGCCAAUGGGAAGUGGAAGAGACGCAGUCUGUACUGUCCCCUGGACCUGUUCUCAGGAAACAAACAGAGAAUGCACUUCGCCAUCAGACACCUGAUAGAAGAACCUCAGAAUAAUCUCAAAGUAUUUAAGGGUGGUCAGUGUAUCUACAACAGUAAGGAGGGUAGUGACGAGUCGCCCGACACAAACUCUCUGCUGCAUCACCUCAGACCUUACUUCCUGCGUGGAAACAACCGCGUCAACGGUCACGUGACCACCAAAGCCGUCCUGAACGACUUCAUACAGGUCCUGGGAAACGCCCUGCUGAGCGCCGCAGGAGGAGACGGAGGUCAGGUGACCGACAGGACAGGAGAGGGGCGGAGCUUCUGCGAGGCCAGUCUGUUUAACAGGGAGCGGAUUCGCCACGGAUCUCAAGGUUUACCCACCAACAACAUUUUGUCCAGAAUCCUUCAGACUCAGAUGUUGGACUCGUUGGACAUCGAAGGACUUUAUCCUCUGUACUGCCGAGUGGAGCAACACCUGCAGGACUUCCCCAAGGAUAGGACCGGCCUCCAGAUAGACGGACCGUACGACCAGAACUUCCUGGAGAAAGUGCAGAAAUGUUCGAUGGAGGAUGACGACUCUGUGGAGUACGCUGCAGCCAAGGUCCAUCAGUACCGGAUCGCCAUGACAGCUAAGGACUGCUCCAUCAUGGUUACGCUGGUUCCCAGUAGUGAGGAAGAGGAUGAUGAUGAAGACCUCUCCUCCCAGAAGCGUCUCAGGGACUUCAGACCUCAGGCCUUCUCCUCCUCCGUCUCCGUCCUGGAUCUGGACCCCAAGCCGCUGGACAGCGUCCCCCGCCAGCUGCGUCUGGACCAGAAGAUCGUCUCCUGUUACCUAAGGACGGGCGGUACCUUGCUCAACGGCUCCCUGCCGCCGCUGCCCAGCAUCCUGGCGGCGGAGAGGGAGGAGCGGGCGCUGCUUUUCCAGGCUGUGUGAGCAGACCGGUCCUGAGCUCAGAGAGCAGUCCGACCAGAACCCAGCACCGGUUCUGUUUUACUUCACCACAAACUCGCAGCUUCACUCUGACCUCUCCUGAAGCUGUUGUCAUAGCAACGGGCUCUGAUGCUCUGAGGCCAUCAUCAUCAAAGACUGAAACGCUUUAGUAAGUCAAAUUAAAGGUCGGUGGACCCCGACCAGAACCAGCAGAACCUCCUGGGUCAGUUGGUUCUGGUCGCUGUAUCCGGGCUCCAACUGAGCUGGGACAGAACCGCUGGUGUUUCCUCUCAUAACAGGAAGUGAUUUACUGUCGAGCAGCAACAGGACAGCCUUUUACUGGGUCCAGCUUCGGGUUGAGCCAGAACCUCCCAGCGUCUGAAGAGAGCGGGUUUGGUUCUGUUUGUGCCAUAUCGGACUGGACCGCUCACUGGGCUCAGAACAGAUUUCAGUCUGGCGGUUAAACAAACAGCAGCAUUCAAAGGUUCUGAUCCGGUCCCGGUUCUUUCCUCUUAUCCAGUUCCUUCCUCUCUCUGUUCUGGUUCUACAAGUCUUCCAGACAGUUCUUUUGGACUUUGGCUGAUAUUCAGUCCUUUUCAGUCCAACAGAACCCAGAGGACCUUAUGGAGGUUCUGGAGAACCGCUGAUCCAAACAGAGAAGAAGUAGUGAGGAAAUGAGGACCGGUUGGAUAUCAGGAGGUUCUGAGUUCCGAUUUCUGGACUGAAAGUUGCUCCAGAGUCCAACCGGACCCCUUCAGAAUCGUUGUAGAACUCAGAGCGUUCGGCUGACCUGCACUUUGCUGUGAAGGUCCGAUCUGACCUCUGACCUGCUGGUUUCUGUGCCAAACAUGGCCGGUGCCGGUUCUGGAGGACGGUGAUGGUUUGUUUGUUGAGGAAACUAUCUCUGUUACAGGUUGCGUUCCCCUGCAGCCCGACCCGUUCAGCAGGUCUGGACCGAUUCUGCUGGACCGGCCAGCAGCGGCUUCAGAGAAACCGCUGACCUUUGACCUCGGUUCCCGUUGAAGGCGCUCUCCUUUGGCCAAUCAGUAGCAGUGUGUGCUCACUGGGUGUGGCCUGUCUGAACGGCACCGCAGACCGGAAACGCUCCAGUUUUCAAGUUACGGCUCACAAUCAGUAAAAUGUUGAUAAAGUCGAUUUGAUGACGAAGCUGAAAGGUGAACAUAUCCACUUCCUCUGAGGCAAAACCCGACUUUAUUCACCCUUAAUGUGACCUUUAUCCUGAAAAAUUCACCUGGAACACAAACUGACUUCUUAGUGGGGAAAACAGAACCAAUAAAUCUGUAAUAACCCGGUCGGGUUUAUACACCCUCCAACUAGCAGGUUCUGGUCCAGUUCUAGCAUUUGGGUGAAUCUGAUGAACCUGAAGUAAAGUUCAGCUGGGAUCUUCCUCACAUCUGCUCAUGUUCCACAGGGUCAGACGGUUUAAAGGUAUCAGUCAGGAGAAGGGCACAUCACACUGAUCUGCUAGAAAACUGAAGGAUUUUAUUUUCCAUCAUCUCCGAGAGACCAAACAUCAAGUCAGAACAUUUCAUGAAUGAUUUUAUGGGAGGAAAACUACAUAGUUUUAGAACGGCCUAGUCAAAGUCCAGACUGAAAAUCAAUGAGCUGAAUAGGCGAGUGAAGACUAGACUGGAGAACUUGUAUAAAGCAGGCAGAAUGACUCCCUGGAACCAAGACAGUUGGGUUGAGGGUGUGAAAACGUUUUCAUGCAGGUUCUUGUUUUUCCAGGAUAAAAGUCACAUGAAAUGUUUCCAGAACUUUCAGCGCUCCACGUCUCACCACUACAGGAAGAGACUUCAACAGGGUGAAAACUUUACAGCAAAGGGGAGCUUUCAGUUUGUUUAAUGCAAAAGGAAAAUAAAUGACAUAUGAACAGUUUUACUGAGAUUUUUAUGUUAAGAAAUUAAAAAAAAUAUUUUAAACAUUAAAAAAAUGUGAAAUCAGAGGAUUUUUAGUUACAUUAAGCUUCAGUUUUCUGUUGAAAUUGUUAAAAAUCUGAGCUGGAACCUGAUUGGCCGGCUGUCUGAGCGCCUCCAUUCGUUGAGGGUCAUAGGUCAUCAGCUCUGUGAUUCCUGCAGACUGGAAAUCAAAGCAACAGAAACUCUGAGGAUGUAAAGGCCAACCAGCUGUCUGGUGUUUUCUACUGAAAUCAUUUUAUUUUUGUAGAUUUGGACCAACAAGCUCCGCUGGUUCUGUUGUCACAGUCACGCUCUUUGUAUCAGAAUAAACAUUUGUACCGGA
This is a messenger RNA of Gambusia affinis (western mosquitofish), 3945 nucleotides long. It is a transcript of the gene ippk, whose product is annotated as inositol 1,3,4,5,6-pentakisphosphate 2-kinase. Gene Ontology annotation, cellular component: nucleus. Bases 196 to 1686 code for a protein of 496 amino acids. Gene Ontology annotation, biological process: inositol phosphate biosynthetic process. Gene Ontology annotation, molecular function: inositol-1,3,4,5,6-pentakisphosphate 2-kinase activity; ATP binding. NCBI's taxonomy places the organism in Eukaryota, Metazoa, Chordata, Actinopteri, Cyprinodontiformes, Poeciliidae. The transcript has 14 exons. The record is from RefSeq and is a predicted model, not a curated record.